This is a messenger RNA of Pistacia vera, 1317 nucleotides long. RefSeq names its product alpha/beta hydrolase domain-containing protein 17B-like. The transcript has 5 exons. Bases 1 to 1107 code for a protein of 368 amino acids. Lineage: Eukaryota; Viridiplantae; Streptophyta; Magnoliopsida; Sapindales; Anacardiaceae. The record is from RefSeq and is a predicted model, not a curated record.
AUGGGUGGAGUUACUUCAUCAAUGGCGGCAAAGUUUGCUUUUUUUCCGCCCAACCCACCUUCAUACAAGCUCAUCACUGAUGACCUUACUGGUCUCUUGCUUCUCAGUCCGUUUCCACACCGGGAAAAUGUUGAAAUCCUUAAGUUACCAACUAGAAAAGGCACUGAGAUAGUGGCAAUGUAUAUAAGGCACCCCAUGGCUAGCUCAACAUUGUUGUAUUCUCAUGGAAACGCUGCCGAUCUGGGUCAGAUGUAUGAGCUCUUCAUCGAAUUAAGCAUCCACUUGAGGGUUAAUCUCAUGGGAUAUGACUAUUCUGGAUAUGGGCAAUCAACUGGAAAGCCUAGUGAGCAACACACAUAUGCAGAUAUUGAAGCUGCAUAUAAGUGUCUUGAGGAAAGUUAUGGUACGAAGCAGGAAGAUAUCAUCCUUUAUGGCCAAUCUGUUGGAAGUGGCCCGACUUUGGAUCUUGCCGCUCGAUUGCCUCAGUUAAAGGCCGUUGUUCUGCACAGUCCCAUACUUUCCGGCUUAAGAGUCAUGUAUCCUGUAAAGCGUUCAUACUGGUUUGACAUUUAUAAGAAUAUUGACAAGAUUCCACUUGUAAAUUGUCCCGUUCUUAUCAUUCAUGGAACUUCAGAUGAAGUUGUUGAUUGCUCCCAUGGAAAGCAACUCUGGGAACUGUGUAAAGAGAAAUAUGAACCACUUUGGCUCAAAGGAGGGAGCCACUGUGAUUUAGAGCACUAUCCUGAGUACAUCAGGCAUCUCAAGAAAUUCAUAUCAACUGUAGAGAAAUCUCCUUCCCAGAGAUACAGUUCCAGGAGAAGCACAGACCACUUCGAGCAGGCUCGGAAGAGUACUGAUUUCUUUGAAGUUUCAAGGAAGAGCACAGACCGGCGAGAGAAGCCAAGACCAAGCACCGAGAGACCUGAAAAACUGAAAAACCAUUCCAACAAUGCUGACAAGCUAGAAAAACUGAGAAUGUCUUUCGACCAAAUGGAAAGAUCUCGGAGGAGUGUGGAUUGUCACGAGAAAUCACGAAAAAGCAUCGACCACCAGUUGGAAAGAGCUCGAAAAAGUGUUGACCGGUUGGACAGAAUACGAAAUGGGUAAUACAACUAGAAGAACAAAGAAAUUUGCAGUGAUUUGGUGUUGUGGGGAAUGUAUUUUGCUUCUCUUUUUAAUUUAUUUAUUAUGAUUUUGUGGCUGUGUAGUUGGCUUGUGGUAUCUCUAUAAUAACAAUGGCAUGAAAUGAGAAAAAGGGUAUGGUGUUAUAAUGAGGUAAACUUAGCUGCCUGUAAACCCAUGUUCUCAUUGUUUCAC